Owenia fusiformis is the source of this 2186-nucleotide messenger RNA. Lineage: Eukaryota; Metazoa; Annelida; Polychaeta; Sabellida; Oweniidae. The record is from the annotation of a GenBank genome assembly.
CUUAAAUUAGCGUUAGCGCACAAAGUUAAAAACUAAAAAGCAAAAUUGACAGGAGCAUCACAGAGAGUUCACCCAACCUUCCCUGAAAGAUGUUUCCCACCAGCACUCAAAGGAAACACUGGAUGUUCAGUGGAGAGGAUGACCUAAAGAAACUCAGAGAAAAAGCAAAUAAAAAAUAUGUGGAUGGCUUUGGAGAGCAUCUUAAUGAAGAAGAAAGGAGUGAAAAGUUCCUGUCACCAACGGAAGAAUAUGUGCUACUGAGAUUUUAUAUAAAUGCCCUAAGAGAGUUUUGUGUGCAGUUUCAGCCUCCUAUGCCCAAAUAUGUAAUUGGAACAUCAAUGAUGUACUUCAGGAGGUUUUACUUGAAUAAUUCUAUAAUGGAUUAUCAUCCAAAGGACAUCAUGUUGACUUGUGUAUAUUUGGGAUGUAAAGUUGAGGAAUUCAAUGUGUCAAUCAUGCAGUUUGUGAAGAAUCUCAAGUCAAAUAGGGAGAAAAUGACUGACAUGAUUCUCAGCUAUGAACUAUUAUUAAUGCAUGAAUUGACUUAUCACCUGACAGUACACAACCCAUACAGACCUCUGGAGGGAUUAGUCAUUGAUAUAAAGACUCGUUGCAAAUCUCUUAAACCUGAAGAAGUGGACAGAAGUCGCCAGGGUGCAGAUGAGUUCUUAGAUCGAGUGCUCCAGACAGACGCUGCCUUGUUGUAUGCACCUUCACAGAUUGCAUUAUCUGCAUUGCUCUCCAGUGCCUCUAAACUUGGAAUCAACUUAGAUAGUUAUGCUACAGAGUUUAUCCUGGGUUCAGGAACAAAGGAACAAGCAGCUAAAACCACAGAAAACAUAAAAUCUAUAAGAUACAUGGUUAAACACAUUCCCCCACUUGAUAAAAAGGAAGGCAAGAAAAUUGGUCAAAAAUUAGAGAAAUGCAGAAACCAGGAGAAUAAUCCAGAUAGUGAAGUAUUUAAAAGAAAGCAGCAAGAGAUGUUGGAUGAUGAGGAUGAGGUAUAUUCAAGGAAAAAACAAAAAAUAUCUCAGGAAGAAAAGGAUGCUGAGAAAGAACUUCUAGGACUCUGACACACUUAGGAACCAAAUUAAUAUGCCAUAAUAGAAUCGUCAUGAAAAGAAACAAGUAUUGCCAAUAUCCAAAAGGCAACCUUGCAGCUUUCAGUCAGCUUAAUGGUUGAGAUUAAUGAACUGGGAAAGUGAACUAUUAGAGUUGCAGUAAUUCCAUUUAGUGAUCUCUUGUAAUGGUGAAUGCACAUAUCCACGAAUUUCCAGCAUAGCAUCGUACUCAGCUCAUGGCAAUGAUCAGUGUCAUUCUUCAAUUUUUAUUUUAAGUUACAGAUUGCUUGACUUUAAACCUGAAUUAUGAGCAACACACAGCUAUAUCAUGUUUUGGUUUACUUUAUUGUUUGCAAAUGCCAAAAGAGAACAUUGUCCAUUGACAUUACAUCAUGGAGUUACAUGACAUGUAAUAAAUUGUAGACUGUAUAAGAAAUGAAGAAAAUAUAACAAAGUGAAUUUGUAUUUGACAAUUAUUAAAAUAAAUACUAGUAAUACAAACACCUGACCUUUUGUUGGUUAGAUACAUGUAUAUACUAAGUAUAUUAUAUAAACUGAAAUAUUCUCAGAAGGCUAUUUACAGAAUUUAUAACAAAUCAAAGAUUCUGAUUAAGACUGAUACAAAAAUGUGACCCUCACUGAUUUUGGAAUAAUUUAUCAAUUAUUUAAUAAAUAUAAAGGAAUCUGUUUUUGAUGUAGACAGAAUGCUAAAUAAAUGAAACUAGUCUAUUAUGUAAUUUAGAGAAAUAUACAAUAUUUUGGAUGGGUCUUGUUUCCUUGCCAUUAUUUAUGUCAUUUCUGGAUUGUUAUUACAUUAUCAAUUAUAGACCCGCUUUUUGGAUUAACUGUUACUGGUAAUGAGUCAGACCUUAUCUUUUAUUUGGAAAGUUCAAGACAAAAUGUUGGCAGGUAUUGCGAUGAUGAUGCUAAUAUCAAAUAUCUAUAAAUAAAAGUUCAGAGAGAUUCCAUCAAAAUUGAGAAUGUUAUUCCAAAAUGAGAGGGUUGUAUCUCUACACUCUAUAUUGAAUAAACUUUAGAGCAAUGUCAAUCAAGCCUUCUGUUUAAGACUUCCCUCUGGAGGAGAGCUACAUCUGCCCUCUCCAAUAAGACUAAUUAUUUUAUUCA